CUCUCAACCAGGGGUGCUUCACCCUCAUGUGGAAAACCGUUCAAGUUUUUAUUCGACUUUGAAUUGUCAAAUUGAGCUUUCCUAAUGCUAUAUAACAAACCGUACUAGUCAAUUCCUUUUGUUACGCUGCCAUCAUGCCUCGGAUACAGGGUUCAGUAUCCAACUCUCUCGCCUCUUGCAUUCCUUCCUCCUCCUCCACAUCCACUCCUUCUGCAAUAUUUACACUACACAAUGUCUUCCAGAGAGAACAGAUCGGUAAUCGGUUAAAAUGCCCUUCCCGGCGGCCCUUUUCAACAUCUCGAGCAGCCCAGACGCGGCAUAGGGCCGCUAUGUUUACUUGGCUAGGCAGCGAAGGUGCCACCUAUAAACAUCAUGUUCCCGGAAGAACAAAUUACAUAACCGAGGUGUGGAAGCGAAAAAAUGAUAAAAGACUCGGCAAGGCCAGGGAUGAGUCGGAAGGUGAUGAUAGCAAAAGUCGACCAUUCCCUCUCAAUGAAAACUUUGUCAGUUCACCGAUCCUGAGCGAAGAGCUGCGGAAUGAGAUCCACAGGCGGGUUGUAAAGCAGAAAAAGGGCGUUCGUGCUGUUAGUGUCGAACUACAAGUGGAAAUGAGGAGGAUUGCUGCGGCUGUCCGGUUGGUGGAGUUAGAAAAGCGAAUGACAAAAGAGGGCAAAUUUAUGGCAAUUCCAUACGCACGUGCUAUACACGAAAUGGUGCCAGUCACACCGCUUGCUGAAGAGGGUGGUCAACCCGCCCACGAACAUAUCAACGAGCUUCCAGUCCACCGUCUCACAGACCCGCAAAUUUUCUACCCUGUGUCUGAAUCCCGGCAGUUCACACGUGUAGAUGCUGGUCGUGUCUUCUCGGCUGCACCAGCUUUGGAGAGCAGGGAGGAAAAAACCGUCACUGUCGAGUCAUUGAUCAUUCCACAGGCGAAGCGCAUUGAGCGAGUUGGCAAGGGUGCGGAUGAGCAUGAUAUUCUACUCCCUGCCGACGCACGUAUUCCACACCCGCACAUGAUUGGGCUAGAACGUGAUAUCAUUUCUCAUCCCACAGAAACUCGAUAUCGAAUGAAAAGAUACAAUGAACGUCUGAAAGAUUCGGAAGAGUUUGAGAAAGAACGAAAGACAGCCGCAAAGGAGAGGGCCGAGAAGAGAUUGACCAGAGUGAGCCCGGAGGGUUCCCGGUUCGAGUUUCGUUUCAACGACGUAGUUGUCAGCAAGGAGACUACCGGGCUAGAUGGUCGUGGCCAUGCAGCUCCUGGUCGCCGUUAUGGUGUGCCUACAUAUGACCGAAAGAAGGGACAGGUCAAGAUCCCGACCAAGGUCGAGGUUUGAUCUGUUACCUUUCGUUUUGAGGUCUUGCAUUAGUGCUAUAGCUUUUUCUGUACAAUAUUCAUAUUUAUACUAUUACAAUACCCAGCAAUAUCACGACCAUCGCAGAAUUUCGUUUCACUAAUUCUAAGAGCAAGUUCUCAUCAGCAUUAUUAUUCUUGCAUGACA
Talaromyces proteolyticus is the source of this 1502-nucleotide messenger RNA. RefSeq names its product eukaryotic mitochondrial regulator protein-domain-containing protein. The transcript has 2 exons. Gene Ontology annotation, cellular component: mitochondrial small ribosomal subunit. Gene Ontology annotation, molecular function: structural constituent of ribosome. Gene Ontology annotation, biological process: mitochondrial translation. Bases 135 to 1337 code for a protein of 400 amino acids. The record is from RefSeq and is a predicted model, not a curated record. Lineage: Eukaryota; Fungi; Ascomycota; Eurotiomycetes; Eurotiales; Trichocomaceae.